CACAGACAGACAGGCAGAGUAGAACUGCACUCAAUACGGACAGAAAGGGAUACAACACAGAUCAUACUGACUGACAUUCAUGCACUGAUUUGCUGAUUUGUUUCUGGACCAGCUAGCAAUAACCAGUGACAGCUGGCGGUGAAUAGGGAUGACUUCCACACUGAGGUUUCAGUGGACCGGUCUUCCUUUCCGCCAGACGGGAAGCUGUCAUCUUUUUGGAUCCACGGUCUGACUGACGUCUGGAAGACAGAACACAAGGCCAACAGCCAGUUCAUGUGAAAGUUGUUUCAGAGGCCCGUUAGCCUGUCCGCUGCCAUGCCGAGGGACUCCCGGCCCUGCCGGCUACGCUGCCACAUGCUCUGUCUGGUUCUGACUGUCGUUCUCCUGCCAGGCCGCUUGUCUCUGGAAGAGUUGCCCAGGGGCUCCGAAGACGUGUCUGGAAGUGGCUCCGUGAGUGACCGCGCCGACACCAACCCACGCCAGUACAUCUCUAUCCAGCGCGGACCCUGCACCUACACCUUCCUCCUGCCCGAGAAUGCUGGUGGGGACCGGCCGUGCUGGUCAGAGGCAGAGGAGGUCGGCAGCGCCAGCAGCAGCCAGGCCCAGAGCCAGUACCACGGAAACACUCUACAGGGAGAUGCCUCCCCGGUAGAGCCCAACCCGCCAGAACAGGUCCGAGGGAUUUCCAGCCGAAGGAUCCAAAACCUGGAGCAGGUCGUGGACAACUAUACCCUGUGGAUUCAGCAGAUCGAAAGCUUUGUGAAGGACAGUCUGAAGGGGGAGAUGACUCAGCUACAACAGAGUGCUAUCCACAACCACAGCGUAGCCAUCUUGGAUCUGGGAAUCAACAUCCUAACAAAGACUGCCCAGCAUACGCAGAAACUCACCGACAUAGAGACCCAGAUGUUAAAUCAGACCUUGAGGCUUGAGAUUCAGCUCCUGGAGAACUCUCUUUCCACCAACAAACUGGAGAACCAGCUGCUCAUUCAGACAACAGAGAUCAGCAGCCUUCACCACAACAACGAGCUCUUGGAGCAGAAGCUGCAGGCGAUGGAGUCCCGGCACCACGAGGAGCUGGUCUCCAUACAGGAAGAGAGGAGAAGCCUGCAGCAACUGGUGAACAGACAGAGCGGCGUGAUCACAGAGCUGCAGACCCAUCUGGACCAGGCCACUGGCAACAACAGCAUACUGCUCAACCAGCAACAGCAGCUCACCGACACUGUCAAUAAUCUCCUGAAGCUCUGCUCCAAUCACAGAGCAUCUGGAGUGGUCCCAAACACCAAUGUUGCCUUCAAGCAGAGAGAUUCAUCGCAUGAAGAGAGAAAGUAUCGGGACUGCGCUGACAUUUUUCAAGCUGGCUUCAACAUCAGUGGAGUUUAUACUAUUCACAUCAACCCACAGGAGACCAAGAAGGUUUACUGCAACAUGCAGACAGCUGACGGUGGGUGGACAGUCAUCCAGAGGAGAAGAGAUGGAACCACGGACUUCCAGAGAACGUGGACGGAGUACAAGACGGGCUUUGGCAGUCUUAUCGGAGAGCACUGGCUGGGGAAUGAGUUUGUGUUCCUGUUGACCAACCAGAGGCCCUAUAUCCUGAGGGUUGAGCUGACCGACUGGGACGAACAGCAGGCCUUUUCCCAGUACGGCCGCUUCCGCAUCGCAAGUGAAAAACAGAAUUACAGGCUCUUCCUGAAGAGUCACAGUGGAACUGGAGGCAAGCCGAGCAGCAUGGUGGUCAGCGGAGCAGACUUCAGUACCAAGGACAUGGACAACGACAACUGCAUCUGCAAAUGUGCUCUCAUUCUCACCGGGGGUUGGUGGUUUGACGCCUGUGGACCAUCAAACCUGAACGGGAUGUACUACAGCUACGAUCAGAGCGCGGGCAAACUGAACGGGAUCAAGUGGCACUACUUCAAGGGUUCCAGUUACUCCCUUCGUGCUACCACCAUGAUGAUACGACCCGCGGAUCUCUGAGACCGUCCCUCCGAUGCCUGGGAGACCUGGGGGAUCCUUUUGACCAUGGUGAGGUAGAUGAUGAAGAAGAUGACAGUCAGGACCCAGUACAAGAUGGCCACAAAUAUG
Messenger RNA from Esox lucius (northern pike), 2082 nucleotides. Its product is annotated as angiopoietin-1. The transcript has 10 exons. Gene Ontology annotation, molecular function: receptor tyrosine kinase binding. Gene Ontology annotation, biological process: Tie signaling pathway; angiogenesis. NCBI's taxonomy places the organism in Eukaryota, Metazoa, Chordata, Actinopteri, Esociformes, Esocidae. Bases 316 to 1974 code for a protein of 552 amino acids. The record is from RefSeq and is a predicted model, not a curated record.